AUGUCUUCGCCAAAUGAUGUCAGUAUGGAAGAAAUAAUGCUGGAAGAUGAUGAGCGAGACAGCAUAGAAUACAAGAUCCUAAUGGCCUACGCCCAGCGGCGGUUGUCUGUCAGUAAAUAUGGGACACUUCUGAAAAAUGAGGCUAAUGUGCAGAAAUCAUCAUCCUUAAUCAGGAGAAAAGUAAAGAUUAACCAUCAAAGGGAUAAAGAUGGACCAAGCCCAAGAAUAGUUUAUCAGGCUCCCAUGAUGCAACAGCACGGCAAAAAGCAACCGAAAACAAAAUACUUGCCAGGAUAUUGCCUACCUUUACUCUGUGGCAGAGCAGAGCAGGAAGAGCACCCAGUGCACCAAGGUUGCAUGGCACGUUGCUCCAUUUCUGAGGCACAAUGUAAGAUCCUUCAAGAAGGGAAUUCUCAGCAACAGACAAGUGAAACAGCAGAUGUCAACCACAUUGCAGACAAACUUGCCAAGCUUGUUACUUCCAAAUCCCAGGAAUCUCCUUCAGAUGGGUCAUUCAAGAUAAUGCAUCAUGCCCCACGCCAGGAACAACACGAUAGCUAUCCUACCGUUGGAAGUGAGGGCAAGGAACAAGAUGAAGAAAAGAUAAUACAAACAAUAGUUUCACUGUUAAGACAAUCAGGGGACCAACUAGAAGAAAAGAUCAAAAAGGACAGGGUUUUCUAUCAGCAUUUUAAAGACAUGCUGUCCUACACCUUCUUCAAGAGGAUCACAGAUUUGUUCCUGGAGGAUAUCUCAGCAGAUUCAAAAAGUGAGCCGGGAGGCCAAGUACAAUGCACAAAAGUUGCCUUUACAAUGGAAGUUGCCACCAGACUUACCGCUGUGGACAACCAUCCUAUGAACCUGGUCUUGGGCUUCGGAUUAAAGUACCUCAGAGAACACUUCAAGCCGUGGAUUCAGGACCAGGGUGGCUGGGAGAAGGCUUUAACUUCACUGGAUCAGGAAGAAGUAGAGUAA
This is a messenger RNA of Gavia stellata (red-throated loon), 975 nucleotides long. It is a transcript of the gene BCL2L14, whose product is annotated as BCL2 like 14. The transcript is spliced from 5 exons. Bases 1 to 975 code for a protein of 324 amino acids. Lineage: Eukaryota; Metazoa; Chordata; Aves; Gaviiformes; Gaviidae. The record is from RefSeq and is a predicted model, not a curated record. Gene Ontology annotation, biological process: regulation of apoptotic process.